Rhinopithecus roxellana (golden snub-nosed monkey) is the source of this 1443-nucleotide messenger RNA. It is a transcript of the gene SOX15, whose product is annotated as SRY-box transcription factor 15. The coding region runs from base 544 to 1245 and encodes 233 amino acids. The record is from RefSeq and is a predicted model, not a curated record. Gene Ontology annotation, biological process: negative regulation of transcription by RNA polymerase II; anatomical structure morphogenesis; cell differentiation. The transcript has 2 exons. Gene Ontology annotation, molecular function: DNA-binding transcription factor activity, RNA polymerase II-specific; RNA polymerase II cis-regulatory region sequence-specific DNA binding. NCBI's taxonomy places the organism in Eukaryota, Metazoa, Chordata, Mammalia, Primates, Cercopithecidae.
ACAGGACACCUGGGUUUACCUACGGGCAGCGGAUGUUGGCGCCCUUAAGGAGGUGCAGUCUUCUGGGAGGGCCAGGGGCGGAGUCAGUCUUUAAAAGCUGUUCCCAGGGCUGGCCCGCCUGCCACAAACGCUGAGCCCAGGUGGGAGAGUUCUGGGUCAUCCGAGCCUGGCAGCUGCGGGAACUCCGGAGACCACAAAGCGGUUUAUGGUUUACCCCCUCCACGGAAGGUCGGUCUGAUCGCAGCUGCGGGUCGGGGAGAGGGACCGGGGGGUCCCCCCAGUCAGUAGGCCUCAGAGCAGCACCUUUUCAGUGCCGGGGCAUCAGACAGCGGAUUUUGCAUUCGACUCUCCCCAAAGUGUGCCGAACUGGUUGGAAGCAAAGGCUCUAGUUUAAGCUCUGGGCUUGGGGAUAAAAUAUACUUUUUAAGGACCCAAGUUCCUCGGCAACGACUCCAGACUGGGAAGACCCCUCCAUUUUCAGGAUCGACGCUUCACGUUGAGGGGAGGGCAUUCAGGACGCCCUCUUAAGGCUUCUCCCAACCCAUGGCGCUACCGGGCUCCUCACAGGACCAGGCCUGGAGCCUGGAGCCUCCUGCCCCCACGGCUUCUGCGUCUUCAUCUUCGGGACCCCAGGAGCGGGAGGGCGCUGGGAGCCCCGCGACCCCCGGGGCGCUGCCCCUGGAGAAGGUGAAGCGGCCCAUGAACGCGUUCAUGGUGUGGAGCUCCGCUCAGCGCCGCCAGAUGGCGCAGCAGAACCCCAAGAUGCACAACUCUGAGAUCUCCAAGCGCCUGGGCGCGCAGUGGAAGCUGCUGGACGAGGACGAGAAGCGGCCCUUCGUGGAGGAGGCCAAGCGGCUCCGCGCCCGGCACCUGCGCGACUACCCCGACUACAAGUACCGGCCUCGGCGCAAGGCCAAGAGCUCGGGCGCCGGACCUUCCCGCUGCGGACAGGGAAGAGGUAGCCUGGCCGGCGGCGGCGCGAUCUGGGGGCCGGGGUACGCAACCACCCAACCUAGCAGAGGCUUUGGGUACAGACCCCCCAACUACUCGACAGCCUACCUGCCCGGCAGCUAUGGCUCUUCCCACUGCAAACUGGAGGCCCCCUCAUCGUGCUCCCUCCCUCAGAGUGACCCUAGGCUUCAGGGAGAGCUGCUGCCCCCCUAUACCCACUACCUGCCCCCUGGCUCUCCCACUCCAUACAGUCCUCCCCUUUCUGGUGCCCCCAUGCCCCUAACCCACCUCUAACUCUCAUGGACUCAGACCUCACCCGACGUGCCUCAUCCUCCUUUUUUAAUCCAGCAGCAUCCCCUACCCCAGGCUGUCAACCCUUUCUCAUGUUGGACUACAGUUCAGACGCCGCCUGCAGUCCUCCCACGAAAGCCAGGGAGAGCCGCACAACAUAGUUAUAUUUUUGGUAGUAUUAAACAGUUUUGUAUUAUUCAA